Molecule: messenger RNA, 1120 nt
Organism: Mytilinidion resinicola
Lineage: Eukaryota; Fungi; Ascomycota; Dothideomycetes; Mytilinidiales; Mytilinidiaceae
Exons: 1
Coding region: 36-914 (292 amino acids)
Source: RefSeq, a predicted model, not a curated record
UCACACGGACAAACUAGCUUCUUCAGUCCGUUGAGAUGAAGUACCCCAAGACCUGGUUCAUUCUCCCCACAACGAUCUACAAGCCCAAUGACUACAUCGAGCUAGGCCAGGUCAUCACCGACCCCAGAAAGCCCUUUGAACGACUUGCCCAGCCUCUCCCGCUCGAAGGGGUCCUCGCGCCUCGCACCUCGCCAUCCCUCGAAUGGAGCGCAACCAACACCAAAACGAGCGAGUCGUCCGUCGGCAUCUUCGCUCAUGUCGUCAAUAUAAUGACGGCUGAGGCAUCCGGUGGGAAAUCUCAGGACGAAACGCAGACUUGGAAAGCGGCACUUCUCGAGACGCGCUUUUUCGAAAUCAGCGAGGACCCGACGUAUGUGGAUCGAACCACCAAAGUCAAAGCGGUGGAAGAAUGGCUCAAAAAGAACCGCCGCCUCGGCAAAACGGUGUAUAUGAUCGUGGGGCUGAAGAUUGCAAAGAAUCCAGGCAUGGUCACGUAUGAUGGAUCUGACUCCUCGAACCUCAACCUCAACCUCAAGGCAACUCUGGACCCGAACGGCGUUGUCGAAGGGGGCGGUGAGAUCCGUAGAGACACAUCAAAUGCUGUGACGUACGAGGAGAGGCCUGAGGCUGCCUACGUGUUUGCAUACCGCCUACGAAAGCUUAGGGUGGCAUGGCACAACAAAUUCGCGCUGGGAGACAACAAGGCUGGUGGUGAUCUGUACGGCCUUCCACAGGGGAAAAUUGAUUCCGAGGGAAUUGGGAAAGGUCAGGACGAUGAUUCUGCCUUUGAGAUUGAGAGUGUCUUGUGUGAGGAGCUUGAUUUUGGAGAAUCUUUACCCGUGAAGGACAAGAAAUUUGAGGCAGUUGAUGAGGAAGAUGAUAGUGUAUGUCUAGUUAUCAAGACUAGGGGUUAGAACAGCUGAAAAUAUUAACAAGAUAGGCUUGUACGGUUCAGUUCCCACAAAGGUUGGGACAAUACAGCUUUAAGACACAUGCAGCAUUUUUCAUCGUGAAAGAAACGCGGUACUUCGCGCAAAGUCAAGGGUUGGCCAAUACACACAUACACAGUCAAUCCAGUGAACAUCAGACAUUAGCUAUGUAGAGAAUAUCAGUAAGCCUU